UCCCAGGCCAGACAGGUGGAGACAGCAUGCCACUGAAGUGAACAGAACUUCAGCCAAGUGCCAAGAAGAGGCGUGUGUGGGCCACAGGAGCGUGAAUUCCACCAGGCUCCCCACCCUAUAAGCAGGCGCCCCGCCCGCCGCUUCGACCUGGCGCAUGCGUGGUGCGCACGCGUCCCGUCGCGUCGGCGGAGAAGCUCUCGCGACACUUGCCGUGCAGGCUGAAAAAAUGGCGCCACCCAGUACCCGGGAGCCCAGGGUCCUGUCGGCUACCAGCGCGACCAAAUCCGACGGAGAGAUGGUGCUGCCAGGCUUCCUGGACGCCGACAGCUUUGUGAAGUUUGCUCUUGGGUCCGUGGUGGCAGUCACCAAGGCAUCUGGGGGCCUACCACAGUUUGGCGAUGAGUAUGAUUUUUACCGAAGUUUUCCUGGCUUCCAAGCAUUUUGCGAAACACAGGGAGACAGGUUGCUUCAGUGCAUGAGCAGAGUAAUGCAGUACCAUGGGUGUCGCAGCAACAUUAAGGAUCGAAGUAAAGUGACUGAGUUGGAAGACAAGUUUGAUUUACUAGUUGAUGCGAAUGAUGUAAUUCUGGAGAGAGUGGGUAUUUUACUGGAUGAAGCCUCAGGUGUAAACAAGAAUCAACAGCCUGUCCUCCCUGCCGGCUUGCAGGUCCCCAAAACAGUAGUGUCCAGCUGGAACCGUAAGGCAGCAGAAUAUGGCAAAAAAGCAAAAUCUGAAACUUUCCGGCUGCUUCAUGCAAAAAAUAUCAUCCGACCUCAGCUCAAGUUUCGAGAGAAGAUUGACAAUUCCAACACACCAUUUCUUCCUAAAAUCUUCAUCAAACCCAAUGCUCAGAAACCUCUCCCUCAAGCUCUCUCUAAGGAAAGGCGGGAACGCCCACAGGAUCGUCCUGAGGACUUAGACGUCCCCCCUGCACUGGCUGAUUUCAUCCAUCAGCAGAGAACCCAGCAGGUUGAGCAAGACAUGUUUGCACAUCCUUAUCAAUAUGAACUAAAUCACUUUACCCCACCAGAUUCAGUGCUUCAAAAGCCACAAUCCCAGUUAUACAGAUCUAUAGAAGAGACACCAUGUCAUUUGAUAUCCUCCCUGGAUGAACUCGUGGAACUCAACGAAAAGCUCUUGCAUUGUCAGGAAUUUGCAGUCGACUUGGAGCACCACUCUUACAGGAGCUUCCUGGGACUGACCUGCCUGAUGCAAAUUUCCACUCGGACAGAAGACUUCAUCAUUGACACCCUCGAGCUUCGAAGUGACAUGUACAUUCUCAAUGAGAGCCUCACAGACCCAGCCAUCGUUAAGGUCUUCCAUGGUGCUGAUUCAGACAUAGAAUGGCUACAGAAAGACUUUGGGUUGUAUGUAGUAAACAUGUUUGAUACUCAUCAGGCAGCACGCCUUCUUAACCUGGGCAGGCACUCACUUGAUCAUCUCCUGAAACUCUACUGCAACGUGGACUCAAACAAACAAUAUCAGCUGGCUGAUUGGAGAAUACGCCCUCUGCCUGAGGAGAUGCUCAGCUACGCCCGGGAUGACACCCAUUACCUGCUAUACAUCUAUGACAAAAUGAGGCUGGAGCUGUGGGAGCGCGGCAACGGGCAGCCCGUGCAGCUUCAGGUGGUGUGGCAACGGAGCAGGGACAUCUGCCUCAAGAAAUUCAUCAAACCUAUCUUCACGGAUGAGUCCUACCUUGAACUCUAUAGGAAGCAAAAGAAGCACCUUAACACACAGCAGUUGACAGCCUUUCAGCUGCUGUUUGCCUGGAGGGAUAAAACAGCUCGCAGGGAAGAUGAAAGUUACGGAUAUGUACUGCCAAACCACAUGAUGCUGAAAAUAGCUGAAGAACUGCCUAAGGAACCUCAGGGCAUCAUAGCUUGCUGCAACCCAGUACCACCCCUUGUGCGGCAGCAGAUCAACGAAAUGCACCUUUUAAUCCAGCAGGCUCGAGAGAUGCCCCUGCUCAAGUCUGAAGUUGCAGCCGGAGUGAGGAAGAGCGGACCGCUGCCCAGUGCCGAGAGAUUGGAGAAUGUUCUCUUUGGACCUCACGAUUGCUCCCAUGCCCCUCCGGAUGGCUAUCCAACCAUCCCAACCAAUGGAUCUAUGCCAAUUCAGAAGCAGGCGAGCCUCUUUCUUGAUGAAAAAGAAGAUAACUUGCUGGGUACCACAUGCCUGAUUGCCACAGCUGUCAUCACGUUAUUUAACGAACCUAGUGCUGAAGACAAUAAAAAGGGUCCAUUGACAGUUGCACAGAAAAAAGCCCAGAACAUCAUGGAGUCCUUUGAAAAUCCAUUUAGGAUGUUUCUGCCCUCACUAGGACACCGUGCUCCCGUCUCUCAGGCAGCGAAGUUCGAUCCAUCAACGAAAAUCUAUGAAAUCAGCAACCGUUGGAAGCUGGCCCAGGUACAAGUACAAAAAGACUCUAAAGAAACUGUCAAGAAGAAGGCAGCUGAGCAAACAGCUGCCCGGGAACAGGCAAAGGAGGCGUGCAAAGCUGCAGCAGAACAGGCCGUCUCCGUCCGACAGCAGGUCAUGCUAGAAAAUGCUGCAAAGAAGAGAGAGCGAGCAACAAGCGACCCAAGGACCACAGAACAGAAACAAGAGAAGAAACGACUCAAAAUUUCCAAGAAGCCAAAGGACCCAGAGCCACCAGAAAAAGAGUUUACACCUUACGACUACAGCCAGCCAGACUUCAAGGCUUUUGCUGGAAACAGCAAAUCCAAAGUUUCUUCUCAGUUUGAUCCAAAUAAACAGACCCCGUCUGGCAAGAAAUGCAUUGCAGCCAAAAAAAUUAAACAGUCGGUGGGAAACAAAAGCAUGUCCUUUCCAACUGGAAAGUCAGACAGAGGCUUCAGGUACAACUGGCCACAGAGAUAGUCCUGGAAGACACGUGGCGCCUGUGGACUGGAAGCACCAAAUGCUGGUGCUGCUUUUGUACAUACAUAUUUUUAAACCAUUAAAAAAAACUCUUCCUGAAGAAA
Messenger RNA from Symphalangus syndactylus (siamang), 2988 nucleotides. It is a transcript of the gene EXOSC10, whose product is annotated as exosome component 10. NCBI's taxonomy places the organism in Eukaryota, Metazoa, Chordata, Mammalia, Primates, Hylobatidae. Gene Ontology annotation, cellular component: nucleolus; nuclear exosome (RNase complex). Gene Ontology annotation, biological process: nuclear polyadenylation-dependent snRNA catabolic process; histone mRNA catabolic process; poly(A)-dependent snoRNA 3'-end processing. Gene Ontology annotation, molecular function: 3'-5'-RNA exonuclease activity; single-stranded RNA binding; nucleotide binding. The record is from RefSeq and is a predicted model, not a curated record.